Messenger RNA from Zea mays, 1164 nucleotides. RefSeq names its product aspartic proteinase oryzasin-1. Lineage: Eukaryota; Viridiplantae; Streptophyta; Magnoliopsida; Poales; Poaceae. The transcript has 9 exons. The annotation marks the transcript as partial. Gene Ontology annotation, biological process: proteolysis; lipid metabolic process. Gene Ontology annotation, molecular function: aspartic-type endopeptidase activity. The record is from RefSeq and is a predicted model, not a curated record.
ACAAAUUGCAGGUAUAACAUGGUGAAACAAGGUCUCAUCAGCGACCCUGUUUUCUCUUUCUGGUUUAACCGACAUGCUGAUGAAGGAGAAGGUGGUGAAAUUGUAUUUGGUGGAAUGGAUUCUAGCCACUACAAGGGUGAUCACACGUUUGUCCCAGUCACUCGGAAGGGAUACUGGCAGUUCAACAUGGGUGAUGUACUGGUUGAUGGAAAGUCCACUGGGUUUUGUGCCGGCGGCUGUGCAGCCAUCGCAGAUUCUGGAACUUCCUUGCUUGCUGGCCCCAUAGCCAUAAUUACUGAAAUCAAUGAAAAGAUUGGUGCUGCUGGUGUAGUCAGCCAGGAGUGCAAGACUGUUGUUUCUCAAUAUGGACAGCAGAUCCUAGAUCUUUUGCUAGCUGAGACACAACCAGCGAAGAUCUGUUCUCAGGUUGGUCUGUGCACUUUUGAUGGCACUCAUGGUGUCAGUGCUGGAAUUCGGAGCGUAGUGGAUGAUGAAGCUGGGAAAUCAAAUGGUGGUCUCAAGAGUGAUCCAAUGUGCAAUGCCUGUGAGAUGGCUGUGGUAUGGAUGCAGAACCAACUUGCCCAGAACAAGACGCAGGAGCUCAUCCUGAACUACAUUAAUCAGCUUUGCGAGCGUCUUCCGAGUCCGAUGGGAGAAUCAGCCGUGGACUGUGGCAGUCUUGCGUCCAUGCCUGACAUUGCGUUCACCAUUGGAGGCAAGAAGUUCAAGCUGAAACCAGAGCAGUACAUUCUGAAGGUUGGUGAAGGACAGGCUGCCCAGUGCAUCAGCGGAUUCACAGCUAUGGAUAUCCCACCACCCCGUGGCCCUCUCUGGAUCUUGGGUGAUGUUUUCAUGGGAGUCUACCACACCGUCUUCGAUUAUGGCAAGCUGAGGGUUGGCUUCGCAGAGUCGGCCUAGGGAUAUGGUCUGGCAGCUACCCGUCUAGAGGCAAACGCGUAAUUUGUGUGUUUAUGCGGCCGGCGAUGUGUGUAUAUAUGCUACUACAUGUUUAGUGAUGCAUUCCGAGACCUGAGACAACGCCCGUCUGUUUUAACGUGGCGCAAGAAUAAUUCUGGUUCUGCAUGUAUUCUCCGUACACAAAGGCGUGUCUGAUGCAAUGGUGACCAUCUUGCGGUUGCGUGUUUGAAAUAGCCUUUUCGCAUU